UUUUUUUGUAUGAAUUGAUUAAAUAUUACUUACAAUAAUCAAUUGAAUUGAAUGUUACCUUUAUGUUGUGUGUGUGUAUGGAAAAACCGAUAUGUAAGUGCACGAAUCAAAUAAAACAAACAUUAAUUCAAUAAAAAUUAUUUUAGUACAAUGAAAAAAUUCAUGCAAAAAUCUAAUACCGCUCUAAAUGCCACGCCUAAGUUUAGAAAGUUAAGAAAACAGAGCUAUGAGUUCAACUCCCCCACAUCUUUAUUUUUGUUUAGCCCUGAGAAUAAAUACAAAAAGUUUGUUUGUGGUUUAAAUAAAAGAAGUGGAAGAGUGCAGGGUGUACAAAAAGAGCAACAAAGAAGAUGCAAAAGCUUGGAAAUGAUGUUGUAUGAUGUCGUGCUGGUCGGCUAUAAGGAAGAACAGGAAGAAAAUCCGCGUUUUGAAGUUAACGAUGAUGUUUUUGAAGAAUAUACUCCACCGGCACCAAAUAGUAUUACAGAGUGUUAUAUAGAUAAAAUACCAGAUGAAGUGAUAAUAAACAUCUUCCAAAACCUCACAGUGGCUGACUUAGGACGUUGUGCUAAAGUCUCAAAACAGUUUCGUAGAGUGGUUUGGACGAAGAUUUUUUUCAAAUACAACUUGAUUUUCGAUGAGGAGAAUCUCGAUGUAGAUUUAGCAGUCAAACAGAUCUCGGAACAUUUUAAAUGCACACACUACAACCCCUGGCAAGAAAUCACCAAAUUUUCCGUGAAAGACGGGGCCAGAGUUUCCAACAUGACGUUGGAGGUUCUGGCAGGGAAAUGCCCCUCAUUGAAUUGCCUAAUCAUAAGAGAUUGCCCCUUUAUCUCCAAUCAAGGACUAUUCAAAAUAAUUGCAGGAUCAAAAAAUCUAGUCCACCUUGACGUUUCGGGAUGUAAACUGAUCACAGCGGCUUGGGAUAAGUAUUUCACAAGACAUCCACUCUUGAAAGUUUUGGAUUUGAAUCAUUGCACUGAUCUGGAAGAUAGCGGAGUAAAAUGUAUCGCCAUGAGAUUUAAGAAUUUGAAUAGACUCUCAUUGAGGGGGUGCAACAAAAUAACAGACGCAAGUGUGGACUACAUAUCAAAUUUUUGCCGGAAACUGCAACAACUAAGCCUGUCAGAUUGCUUGAAAAUAACUGAUGAAGCAAUGUGGACGCUUACCAGGCUAAAAAGCACGCUGGUCUACUUAUCGAUAGAAAACCUGGUUCAGAUCACCGAUUACGGGAUAAGAUGCAUCGGGAAAGACCUCAAAUUAUUGCAUUUCAAUAUGGGUGGCUGUGUGGGGGUCUCGGACUACGGGGUUAUAUGUUUGGCGAAUGGUUGUAGAACCUUGAAAACGCUAAGUUUGUCCAAUACGAACCUCGACGAUCCAGGACUUUGCAUCAUAGGUGACAGUUUGGUUAGCCUCAGGUGUUUGAGUGUGGAUAAUUGUUGGAAAAUCACUGAUAAAGGGGUUAAUUAUAUGGUUUUUCACAGGAGGAAUUUGGUUAAGUUUUCCAUCAAGGGAUGUAAACUAUCAGCGAGUUGUUUUAAGUUUAUUAAAAAGUAUUGUGCGAAUUGUUAUGUUGAACAUAAUAGUGUUGAGUUUGAUAUUAUAAGUGAUUUAAUGUUUUGAUGUUUUUAUAUUGUUUUUAUAUUUUUAACUGAUUUUAGUCAAUAUACGUUUUUUAUUGGUUUGCUGAAUCAUUUUUCC
Brassicogethes aeneus is the source of this 1701-nucleotide messenger RNA. NCBI's taxonomy places the organism in Eukaryota, Metazoa, Arthropoda, Insecta, Coleoptera, Nitidulidae. The record is from the annotation of a GenBank genome assembly.